CGCGCUGCGCGUGACGCGGGUCACGUGACUCCUGUCAACAUCCAACAUGGCUGACGCGGACAGCCAGAGAUGUGUGAGCGCUUUACUGAACGGGAUCACGCAGAAGCUUUACUACGGCAAUACCGAAAUCACGGAGGAGUUUCUGAAGAACGAGCUGUACGCUGAGAUGACGCAGGACGAGUUCCGCGCGCUGCACGACAAGAUGAGGUCGCUGCUGAAGUCCAUGGCUUCAGCAGACAUGGAUCAGGCGCAGCUGGAAGCGUUCCUCACGGCUCAGACGCGCAAGCAGGGCGGCGGCGGCGUGACCCCGGAGCAGGCGGCCGCUCUGGCACGCUUCUGGAAGGCCCACCGGACGCGGGUGCGAGAGAGUCUGCUGGCUCAGAGCCGCUGGGAGCCCGGCCUCCGGGGCCUGAAGUGGAGGGUGGACCUGCACACGUCCUCCAGCGGCGGGCAGGUGUCCAGCAGCCCCGUGGCCCUGGUGGAGCUAGAGCUCGGCGCGCCGGAGAGCUCCGAGCUCGUGUGUUUGGAGUUCGACGAGCAGAAGGUGAAUCUGGUGCUGAAGAAGAUGGCAGAACUUCAGGAGAGCAUCGACAGCGUGGUGCACCGCAGCUAGUGCUCGUCUGCCUCUUCAUAGGUGUGUGUGUGUGUGUGUGUGUGUGUGUGUGUGUGUGUGUGUGUGUGUGAGACUGAGAGAGUGUUUGUUUUAUAUGCCCUAUUGUCAUAAAGUUAUAUUCAUCAUAAAUAACUGUUGUCAAACCUCAAA
Molecule: messenger RNA, 763 nt
Organism: Puntigrus tetrazona (Sumatra barb)
Lineage: Eukaryota; Metazoa; Chordata; Actinopteri; Cypriniformes; Cyprinidae
Gene: commd1
Product: copper metabolism (Murr1) domain containing 1
Exons: 3
Coding region: 47-613 (188 amino acids)
Biological process (GO): negative regulation of sodium ion transmembrane transport; positive regulation of protein ubiquitination; copper ion homeostasis
Cellular component (GO): endosome
Source: RefSeq, a predicted model, not a curated record